AUGGCAGAAAAAAGAAAAUUACUUAAUGAAAUCGACAAAUGCUUUAAAAAGGUUGAGGAGGGGGUUGAGCUCUUUGAAGAGAUUAGAUUUAAAAUGCAGGAAGCGAACAGCGAAAACCAAAGGGAGAAAUUUCAGGAAGAUUUGAAAAAGGAAAUUAAAAAGCUGCAAAGGUUGCGGGACCAAAUAAAAGGUUGGCAGAAUUCUUCAGAUAUUAAGGAUAAAGAUAAGCUAACUUCUUAUCGAAAAGUGAUAGAACAGAGGAUGGAACAGUUUAAAGACGUUGAGCGCGAAAACAAAACGAAACCGCAUAGCAAGCAGGGCUUGUCGGCAGAAGAGAAGUUAGACCCGAGAGAAAAGGAGAAAGCCGACACGGUUGAAUGGUUACAGAGUCAGAUUCGUUUAUUAGAAGGUAAAUCUGAUAAAACAGAAUCGCAGAUUGAGUCACUAACUACCACGGAACAAACGAGGAAGAAAGGCAAACGGGAUGAUCCAAAAAAAGGCGAGAAAGAGAAAUUGAAAAAAAUCGAGGAUCUGAGGAAGCUUUUGGAUCGAAUGAAGCUUCAUAUCUCUAAACUUGAGAUUUGCAUGAGGCUAGUGAAUAAUGAGACUUUGGAAAGCAAAACCGUAAUGGAGGCUUUGAAAGAACCGUUUGAAAUGUAUAUUGAGGCACUAGAUCCUGAUAAUGAGAAUGAUCCGGAGAAUUAUGAUCCUGAAACUGCAGGUGUUUAUGACGAAUUAAACUUGCAAUCGUAUACUCCUCAAUUAGGCGGUGUCUUUGCUGCUGGAGAUUCUGAAGAAAAGGUAGAAAGUCGGAGCGAUCCUAAAGUUUCACCUAGCGUUUCUCCAACUCCUCCUCUUCCCAAGGAAAUGGACGAAGUCACUGCAAAGCAGCGACACUCUAGUGGGGAUGCGGCCCUUACAUUAACACGACAGGCUUCGGUAAGCAGGAGUACUCCGGCUACACCUCUUAAACUUACGAAGUUAGCAUCUUCUUGUUGCCAGCAGGACCCUCAGUUGAGUGUUGAAAGCUCAUCACUAAGUUCACCACCACCACCUGCAACACCGCCUCCUCCACAGGGAAUGCCGUAUAAUGUUGCUGCCGGUCUUGGUACAAAGACUACUAAAGGAGCUAUGGUGCAAAAUCUAAGGUAUACAUUAAGAGAAAUUGUCAGAUGACA
Enterobius vermicularis (human pinworm) is the source of this 1178-nucleotide messenger RNA. Lineage: Eukaryota; Metazoa; Nematoda; Chromadorea; Rhabditida; Oxyuridae. The record is from the annotation of a GenBank genome assembly.